CUAAACCUGGGGCAAGUUGGGGACUUUCACAGAAUGUGAUGGUGCAUCUCAGCCACAGGACUAGGGACCAGCCAGCAAGGACUCAGCAGGUCAUAUCAUAGACUGCAGAGACUGUCAGAGUGCAGCUUAUAUUGACCUCCAUCUGAAAUUAAACCACAAAAAGGGCAUUUUCUCUCCAAAUCAACCCAUCUACCAGAACAACAGAAAGGUAUGUAUGUCAUCUUGCUAUUUGAUUAUUGCACUUUCAGUCCUCCAAAAAAUGUCAAUUAUUGUGUUUUCCUAGACAGUGAUGGCAAACCAUAAUACCCCAGAAAUAAUUCUAAUAUGACAUUCUCCACGGCGAGCAGUCGGUUUAUAAGUUUGGCUGAGAAUCUGUAAAUGUAGUUUUGAAGUUUUGCUAAGGAGAGUUUGCUCACAGUAAACAUGUGGGAUAUGCAUUCGCAAAAUUUAGCCAAAAAUAAUUAGAGCCUUUAAACAAAAUUCAUCUCUAGUGAAUCUGAAACUGGCCUGACCUUAGCAAAAUCGAUUGUCAGAUCUGUACAAGUCGCUGUUUAGUAAAUAACCCCCCACCAUCUCCCUCCAGGUAUGUAUUUAUUUAUUUUUAUUUUUGCAUUACAGGUUUAUAUUUGAUAUGACCAUAUUUACUGAAAAACACGAAUAUUGAAUUCUGAUAUGAUUGUUAAAUCAGAUCAAUAUUUGUUAAUGUUGACCAAACAUCUGAUUAUAAUUUCUACAUGUAUAGUGUGUAGUUAGAAUUAUAUAAAUAUGGAAAUGCGCUAAACUGGGUAGAAUUUAUUGUAUUAUAAUUAUAUAUUGCUAUUUAUUACUGUGCGAUGGUUACUUGUUAAACUUUUUUUUUUUUUACUAAGCAGUAAUUUGUAUAACACAAGAGAACGUUAUAUAAACUAUGUGUCCGUUUCUGUGUUAUUGUUUGGAUAUCAUUGACAAGCUGUAGUUAUUCUGAAUAUAAAUAAACAAAUGAACUCUAAAGAUUCAUGGGAUUUACAUUGUUACUGUUCGUUUAGUGUCCGUCCAGGAUACUCCAGUCUAGUUAGUAGUUGGACAGUUAAUGAAAUGCAACAUUUUCUUUGGAGUUUGGGAGUAACAGAUGUCAUUUUAUCAAUAUGUCUGACUGUUUAACCCUUGAUGACCAGGAAGCCAGCAGGGUUGUGAAAUAUAAAUAUUGACAGAUUGGAUCUCUGAAGCUAAAAGAUUUCUCGGUAGUUGUUGCUCUGCCACAGACCCCCAAAUGUCCUGUUUAAUAUUCCUUUGUCACCAUAAAAUCUAUUUCUUGCCUGGGGUGAAUUUACCAACAGUAAUCUUUUCAGUUAUGCCAAACAAAGACUUAGAUUGUAAAUCCAAUUUAAUUUCUAUAAUGGUGUUUUAAUAAGAUACCGUGAGAUGUAACAAGGGGGCUUAGAAUGGGUUCAGGGUAUGAGAUUAGAGGGGGGCGAAGAUUUGGUCAAACAUGUUUUCAAAGUCCAGUUGAAAGCUAAAUUUCACCGAUUAGAACGUUCAAUCCACAAAUGUAACUUUUGCCAUAUUUCCUUAAUAACAAAAUAACAUUCAGUAAAAAUAUUAUCGAAUAUGGGAUACACAUUUUAUACUGUAUGUAAUGUAUAUCGAAACUAUAAAAAAGAUUAUGCAAUUUUAAGACAAGUUUAUAGUAUACCAUUUUUUUUAUAUAUAUAUAUAUAUUUUUUUCCUGAUAAAGCUGUCUAAUUGUUCUUAACCCAUCCGAGGCAGGAGUUAUACAAUAUAUAUAUAUAUAGUUAAACCAUGCUUAACCCUUUGAGAGAUGGAAGGAUAAAUAGUUCACCGCUCUUGUAGUCAAAUAAAGAAGUGGCAGGAUUAAAUUACACAAGCUCUUUUAAUUAGUGUCUGAUUUGUGUCUAAUUAUUACUUAAUUUGCUGAUUAGUAUUGUGAACGAUUUUCACACUGUUAGGCUGCUACUUAAUUUUUGUUCCUGUUUUAUAAUCGAAUGAAAAGAAGACACUUUGUAAUGGUGUCAGGGAUAAUGAUAAAUUAAUAUCAUUGUCUGCUGUUAAACCCAUUUUCACCUCUAUUAGAUGCAGGACAGAAUGGGAUCAGCAUGCAUAUCUUAUAGCUUAGCAUCCUAUACAUCACAGCAGCAGUGCCUUCAGGCUAUGGGGGUGCAGUAUAGGACAUGGGGCCAGGACAGAGGGUGUAGUUAUGGCCAGGGGACUGCUUGAAGGACAGGGAGAUAAGGAACUGCCUUAUUCCAUCUGCUGCCAAAAUCAGGUCCAAAGCUGUGCAGAAUGAACUGGCCAUAUGAGUUAAACUGAACAGGACAUAAAAUCAAAUCAUUAGUGAUGUCUUCAGAAUGCUUGUCAUAAACAGGUCAGAUCAUGUAACAAAUGUCCUACUAAUUCUAAUGUAGUGUUUAAUUGCACAGCACUUUGCAUUGCACUUGAUGUCACUUUAUAAUUGACUGCAGCAAGCUAAAUGGGUUUUACAUAAAGGGAUAUAUUGAGUGGUGAUACUAUAUAAGUCGAACAUUGGUCCCCAAAGUGAUUGCUCCAAUUUUCAAACUUUGGUCCAGAAUUCCUCUGUGCAUGUGAUUCCUGUAAUGUGGGCACAUUUUCUGAGCUUCCACAUAUAACCAAGGGCGUUAUUCACUUAAUGGCUGAAUUAUUAUUAUUAUUAUUAUUAUUAUUAUUAUUAUACUUUUACUUCUAUAUCGCCAACACAUUCCGCAGUGCUGGAUUGUGGUGACAUUUUUUUUUUCCGACUUAUAUACUUUGGGUAUUAUCACUGGCAGUCUUAAUGUUGCAUAGUUGGUCUCAGACUUUCACUCAAUAAAUCAUUCAAUAUGUGUCAUGAUUUCCACUUGGAGAGAAUUAUAUUAUAAUUAUUAUUAUUAUUAUUGGUAUUUAUAUAGCGCCAACUAAUUCUGCAGCACUUUACAAUAUUAUGAAAGAGGAGGAGAUUUACAAUUGAUGAGGGAAAACACAGUGACACAGUAGGUAGAUGAGGGCCAUGCUCAAACGAGCUUACGAUCUAGAGCAGUGAUGGUUAACCUUGACACCAUAAAUUGUUUCUGGACUACAUUUCCCAGGAUGCUCAGCUAGCUUUUAGAGUCUAAAAUCUAGCUGAGCAUCAAAGGAAAUGUCGUCCAGAAACAAUUUAUGGUGUCAAGGUUAACCAUCACUGCUCUAGAGGAAAUUAUUUCCCUUCCAAAAUAUCAAAAUUAUUGGUUACCAGGUCCACACAAUCUACCCUAAACUGUCUUUAUUUCGACAACUUUUCUUCCAAAUGUCAUCAGCAUUGAGUGAAUAGCGUACAGUGCAAGUGUAUAGAAACAACCAGCGACUUGUAUAUCUAGGCCGAAAAAACUGGAAACGAAAAAAUUCAAUUGACUUAUUUUAGGCUGUGCCUUGCAUAUUCAGUCUUACAACAACUCAUUACUUAAUGACUAGGCCCAAAACAUGUUUUUCUUUUUUUUAGGGACCCGGCGAGAUAGAGACAUUUUACUCUAAACUCCAAAACUGAAAUAGUUCACAAUUGCUUUGAGAAUUGGAAUGUGUUAGAACUAUAGUUGCUAUAUGUAUAUUGAAGAAGUACAUUGGAGACUGGUCUUCAAAGGAGCAAGAGCCAGUGACUUAAUAUCUUGCAUGUUUGUCUGUCUGUCCAUCAAACAUUAAGUACUUUUAAUUGUGUUUUAUGUGCACUUUAUUAAAUUACAAUUUUGAAUCGCUAAAUAGUAAAUUUAUGUCACAUUGAAAAAUCUAAGCCAACAGAUCCGAGUCUGGAAAAUAUACAUACACAUACGUGUAUUUAUUUGAGGAAAAAGUCAUUUCUUGAUUUUUUUAAACUACUGUUUUUCAUGGUAGUUAACUCCUAAUGAGUUAAGUCACAAAAUCAUACAUUGCAGAGUGAUGGUAAAAAAAUGUCAAACUUAGGAUAAAGUAGAUGAUCGAAUGUUAUAUCUGAAUCAGUGAAUUUCUCCAGUUUAGAUAUUUUUGCAUAAGAUUUCCAAUUCCCUUCUCGUUUCUCCAUGCUUUGCAGUCUAGUGAUUUAACUUGAUAACUACAGACAUUAUUAUUAUUAUUAUUAUUAUUUUUUUUUAACCCAUGUAUUGGAUGGUCAACUUGACCUUUUCCCUGGAGUCUUAAGUUGGUUCCGGAAUAUGCUGAGGAUUUAAAAAUAAAUAAAAUAAUACUGAUGUCACAGAGCACUGAAUAGCCAAUAGAAAAUCACUGGUCCGAUGCCUGUUCUUUGUGGAAAAUAAGUGGAUAAAAUACUGCAAUUCCUCAAUUUUUCCUAGAAUUAUGAAGAGGUGAAGGUCCAAGGUUUUAAAUUUAUUAACAUUUUUAUGAUUCUGCUUUAUUCAAAAUAACGGGGGAGGUAUUUACUAAAAAGUAGUUGCACUUUCCUGAGGGUGUUUAUGUCACUUGUCUCUAAGAGAUGACAGGGCAGGCGGGUCUGUCAUUGUUGGGAAUUAUUUUCUGCAACAAUUCAGGAAAAAACAAACUGUAUGUCAAGGUUACAAUGCUAUAUAAAAGGAUGCUUGUCACAUUAAGAUUUAAUAUUUUUUUCUUAUUUUUCUCUUAAAUCAUUUUCAGUCUCACCGAGACAUUCAUCACUUUAUUCACAAAAUUGGGAAUUGGGAAGAACUGCAGAUUUUAGAUCAACAUAGAUAUUUGAAAAAAAUCUUCCAUUCGGCUAUUUUCUCAACUUGGCUAUUUAGACCUAACAUCUGCAUUUCUCUUGUUCAAAUCUCUUUUAUUUCUCUGUUUAAUAAACACAAUAUUGUAAAUGCGAGGGCCUCUGGUUGACUCACAGUUUGCCCAGUAAGGUAAUAAUUAGGUUGUGCUCUGUUUUAAGAACUACUUGGGCAGUAUUUGUGACUGCCUACCUGCAGUUGGUGCUUUUCCCCUGAAUGUUGCAGUCUGAUUUUCAAUUUUCUACAAUUCAGUGUUUAGUAAAUAGACCCAAUUGUAUGUGACCCCCCUAUAUGGAGGGUACUUUGCAGCUCUAUUUUUUACUAUUUUUUACUAUUUCAUCCAUAAUGUUAGGGGUUCCCUGCUAUGUGUCUUUAUGUUAGAGUGUGAUACAUCCUUUGCUGGUUAUUUUAUUUGAUAAUCCUGGGAUUAUGUCCCCCCCCCAAAAAAGCUAAAAAAAUAAAUAAAUUGCUAUUUACCCAGUACAAAAUAAAAAAAAGUACUGCUUUAUGUAAAUUAGGGAGAACCAAGUGAAGAUGUCUCCAGAUGAAACCGCAUUUUGGUAGGAAUUGCAGAGCACAAACAGGUCUAUUAACCAAACAGUUUUACUUAUUUUAAAUGGACAUUGAGUCUAUGAGCUAUUUCAUCGCAACUUAAGGUAAGAAGUGUGUUGGGAGGUUAGUGAUACCAGAAUUAUUAUUUGGGAUAUUUUCAUAGAUGUUCUCAAUUAUUUAAAAAAGGAUGUAAAAAUACCCAUUUGUAUACAGGGAUAGUCAUGAUAUAAAUGCAUAAUACACAAGAUCCACUACACUCACUCAUCCACUAAACAGCAACUUCAAAGCUCACAGAUUUGAUUUGUUUUUUCCCAUCUCUCCCACCCCCAAAAUCACAACAAUUUAACCCAAACUCUGUAUUUGGGUGUGUACCUGACACGCCCAUUGCGCACACUUUGCAUAUUUUCAUGUUGAUGGUGAACCAUUUAGAUGUCUAAUAGGGGUAUAACGAACUCACCAAGCCUGCAACUUUAAAAAGAAAAAACAAACAAUUAAAGAAACAUAAAGCAGGAGUUUCCUUACUAAACAGUGCGUUGUAGCCAACUAACAAACACUGCAAAAUUCUGGCCCAAAACAAACUUUAAUCAACAAACAGUUUGGUUAAUUUGUACAUUAUAUUUAACAUGUGAUUGUAUCCGCCAAAACCUUACAAGUCAGCUGUAAGUCACAGUUUAGUGAUAUACCCCUAACUAUUUAAAUACACUUAGAAUGAUUGACUGUACCCGUCAAAAACUGAAGACUGGGUCACUUUGUUAGUUUUUCCACUCCCAAUACCAAUCUGUCAUAUACUCUUACAAUAAAACAGGCAUUUACACUAAAAACACAACCUGAUUGCAAAUGGACAACUGCCUUUCUACCCUCCCAUUACAACCUACAUGUACCCUACCCCCUACAACCUCACUCCGUGCAUGGAUGCACAACUUGUCCGCAGGAUCUGUGUUAGUGUAAAUUGCCUUUCGUUUCCACUUGGCUGACCCGCCAAGUUUUCCAUGUAAAUGCCAGUAAUACAUAUCUAAUCAUGUCUUCAAGGCAUACCACCCCCGUGCGAACCUCAUUAAUGGAUUAUUAGACAAUAAAGGGAAUAGUUUGAGGGCAGUACUUGGAUAAGAAGAUUAUUCCCCACCAUGCUGACUGCAAACAUUGUUUACUCAUUAGAACUUGUUCUAGAUUACACCUCAGUGGCCUCUGUGUGUUACCCCAUAUGAGGUUAACUCUUUAUACACAGAAAAUUCUAAAAAUUACCGAAUAUUUCCUGAUUUUUUUUACUUUGUUACAUUAUAUUACCCACGGCAGGCCUACUUAUUUUCCCUUCCUAAAUUGGAGACAGAAAAUGCAGUAUUUUGAUUUAUUUAGCUUCCCUGUUAAGAAAGGAAAUAGUUGAUCACUCUAGUGACAUUGUAACGCAGAUAAUUCUUCUUUAAAAAGAUCAUUUGUCUUUUUGUUAAGUAACAAUUUGUAAAUCACUAUACAUGAAAACAGGGUAGCAAACACAUUGACAUACGGUAUCACGGUUAAUCACUAAAGUGAGAUUUGGCUUGAAUUUAAAGUCAAUUUCAAAUUGCAGGCCAGUACAGCCAAAAUGAAAAUACAGCUCAUUAUUAUUAAUUUAUUUUUUAUAUUUUUUCAUUCAGUUUUUUUGUUUUUCCAAACGCUUUUUUUUUUUUUAAUAUAUAUCAAAUGUAUUUUGGUCUAAAAUGUGAAAUCCACUCUGAUUUCACUUUAAAUAAUCCUUCCGGAUGUUUUAUGAAAUACUACAAAAAAAAUUUAAAUAUAUAUACUGAUGUAGAAAUGGAUGUCGUACCUGGUUUUAAGCUUGAAUUUCAGAAAGGAGGGCAAAGGCAGAUGGUAAUAGUUUAAAUAAGAGAUGGGAGGGGAAGAUUGAAGUAAUGACUUGUGUAAACAUUUGGUGGUAAAUUCAUACACUCGGGGCUUAAUAUUAAAUUAAAGGGUGUGGAAUAAAAACAAUCAGUUUUUUUAAAUCAGAAGAAAUAUAUUUAUACACCUUCCCUUUUCCAAUCGUUAUUUUGAAAUUAUUGCUGGUCUACUUGAAGCAUCUAAUAAAAUAAGGAUUUUCAUGGUUAAAACUUGCAUUUUAAACUAUUCCUAUAUUUAAUAUAACUGUUAUCAUAAAAUAAUAAAAUCUGUCAGAUGGCAAUAUAAAGAGCUUAUUUAAAGUAAGAAUGUGAAUUUGAAUUUUUCAAAUAUUUAAAUAUAUAUUAUAAGUUUGUCGCAUUUUGGAAGGUACAGGGGUUUAUUUGCUAAACUUAGAAAUGGAACAAAUUGAAAUGCAAAUUGAAACAUUUAGGCAAAACAGCUGAUUUGUACUCACCACACAGCUAUCUUAGCAUGAAUUUUCCAAAUCCAGUUUACAACUCAGUAUUUAGAGCAGAUUUUUCAGACCCGAUUCCAAACAUCCUACUAUAGCUGAGGAUUUGCCUUGCGUUAGUAUCUUGUGAGCAUGAAUACCUAAUAGGUUUAACGUGGCAAUAUACGCAUAGCUCCUGUAGAAAUAAAGUCUGGUUGUAUCAAUCAAUUAAUCAUUGACAGAUGAUCACUAAGCUACAUUUGACAACCUGUUAUCUACUGUUGUAUCAGAUGCUAUUAAGAGAGUAUGAAGUAAUAGUUAAUAAUUUUUCCAUUGGUGGGAUUAAUUCUGAACUUAAAAAGGUUGUCUAUAGACAAUUUGGGACAUCUAGUCUUAGCAGAACCCUACGUCUACAUUAUUCUAGUCUUAUCUAAGCACGUCCUGUCUACAAACUGCCUAGAGGUGAUUACGGUGAAAUAACAAAUACCUAUACAAUACUGUAUUGAACAGCUCUCUUUAUUUGCUCCUUAAACUGCAUAAUGCCUAGUUUAGAAAACCGUUCACGAUAAAUGUAAGAGGGGGCAUGAGAUAAUAUUAUGUUUACUUAUCCCUAUAGCUAACGAAUGUGUUUGUGGGGUAUGAAAAUGAAGAGUCAAAAUCAAUAUCUCUUUAUCCUGCAAUUUGUCACCUCCAUCAUAGCUCCUCGUCAGUCAUUGUUGUAAGCUAUGUCCUUCGCAACUGACAGUCAGUACAGAGAGAUCUUACAGAGAGGAGGAGAAAGGAAACAAUGUUUCUAUAUCUCAUCUUCAUUUGCAUUGUGUGCCCUGGCUGUGCCAGAACUGAAUUUAAUUGUGAUGUAAUUUGCUAAAUCUCUCAUACAAAUUUAAAGGAAAACUGAACAUCAUCUGAUUUAAAAAUAAAUAAAUAAAUAAAAAUAAGAAUAAGAAUAAAUAAUAAUAAAAAUAAAAAGGUUGUAGGUGAUUUUUAGACUUGGCAGGAGGGCAUUCCCUCCAAUGGCCAUUGGAGCAACUAAAUGACCUCCAUUUGUCUAAAUAUACAUAGGGAUUAAGGACAGAGCGCAGGUAACUUUUUCUUUUCUUUGGUUUUUACUAUAUAUUGGGGCUGAUGUGUACUGUAGUCAUUGCUGCCGGCCCAGUAGUGAUGGUAGUGAGCGCAGGACUUUUCUUUUUGUAUUUGAUUUUUAGACUUGUAGAUUAAUUUUGGGCUGAUUGAGUGAUCGGUCGAAGUUAUGAACUCUGAGUUGAAAUGUACCCAAAAUGCGUUAUGCUGAGCAUGUUUGAUGAAGAAUCCACCUGUGGUAAAAGAGAGAGAUGGCUGAUUAGGGGAAUAAACAUGAUUGAUUGGCUAGGAGUCACUUGCUAAAUGUUUUAUUCACAGAUCAGCUGAGCAGUAAGCAACAGAAGGGGAAAAAAAAAAGUUUGUCUGUGAACCAAAUGUUGGGAAAAUGCCCCUAUAGGUAUUCUGUGAAAUAUAUUUGUAUAGUAUUUUAAUUUUUAUUUAUGUAUUUGGCAGCAUGCUAAUUGGAGCGUUUUUGCACCCUUUUUGUCCUUCAGUUUUGGUUCCCAAAUCGGAAUUUCGGUUUCAAAAUUCUGCUGAGCCAAGCUUACAUUCAGCUGAAAUUCAGGAAUCCUGAAAAUGUUUAUAUUUUGGGGAAACGUGGUUCAACCUAAUUGUCUUGCCAUGCAUAUGUAUAGCAAUUUUCAAUAUUUUGCUCCAUGCUAUAAACUCCCCUUUAAGAUUAUAAAGAAAAUAUUAAGAUUUUUCAUUAAAAUCCCAAAUUGUAAAGAAUUUGAUGAAUUACAAAACUCAGGCUAAAAUAGAUUAAAUGUGAUUAUAGCCAAAUUGGAAAUUUCCCUGUUUCGUCAACUUUUUGCCUACAUUUUGUCAAUAAGAUUUGGAUUAAUUGCAAAUCAAAAUUCAAUGAAUAUUUCUCUAAUUAUCAACAUCAAGUGCCCAAGCUUUGUGAAAGCAUUGAUUAGAAAUUGUCCUCCCCAUGUUAGAAUCUAGUCUGCUAGUGUUAAGGAACCUUAGUAGUAGAUGUUUUAUGUCACAAGAAAGGAAUGUAGGACAGCUGUCAGAUGAGCAAUGCAUAAAUCUUUUUUAGAUGCAGAUUAAAAUAAGAAGUCAAUAUUUUAUACAUCAACGUUCCUUUGUGCAAAAUAAACAAAAACAAAAAAAACAAAUAUUAUGCAUAUGAGAAAUAUAGAAGUGAAUUAUUCUAAAUUCUUAAAAUAUAAAACAAAUUAUGCAGCAAAUAUAACGGGGUCACUAUAAGGCACUCAAUCUACAUUACGUCAAACCAAGCAAGUGAAGGUCCCUCCUUGUGAGAGUUUAUAGUGUAAAGUAAUGAUAUUAACUAUAGUAAUUGAGUUACAAUUGUGAUGUGUCCAAUCCUCCAGAAAGGCAUUUGCAAACAUUUAUUAACAGCUUAAAGAGCUUUUAAUUCUGAUGAGGAUGGUGAUGAAAUUACAUUGAGUAUUCCAUUUGUUCCCCUGCCACUAAACAAAUGAAGUGAUUAAACCCUAUCAAAAAGCAUCAGUUAUGCUGCAUUAGCCAUGAGAAAGCUAAUUAUCCCAAUUAGAGGGCUGAUUUAUAAUUAAUGGCAUGGACCAAGUGAUAAUUGGAUGUUAAUGGAUAACAGUUUUUUUUUCUGUUUCAAAACCAUCUCUGUCGUUCCCAAAGGCCGCUCUGCCCUGGUGCUCUGAGCGCAGAGUAAAUGAGAAAAUAAAUCUGUUAUUAGUUUGUUCAAUGGGAACCGUUCGAGCUGGAACUCUGGGGAAUUUAAUGCAGUUUGCUGGCGAAAGUGGGGGAGCAGCUGUUGGUAUCUCAGUCAUCUGGCUCUAUCUCAUCUCUGCAGUAUCAAACCAGCAAAAGUCUGAAUGUGGUAAAUCGGGUAGGACAGGCAAGCUGACAAAGUUCAGAAGUCUUAGGGGGCCUUUUUACCUAGUACUGAGUUAAAGGAAUGCACCAAACACCUAAAGCACUGUAGCUUUCUAAAGCGCUUUAUGUGUAAAGAGUGUGUCCUUUUUCAUUUUUAAAAAAAGUGCAGAUUUCAAUAGAAAUGUUAACUUUUUAUUUAUUAAUCUUGUUACACCUGCAGGCUAUCAAAAAGACAACCAGUCCUUUUACUUCCUGGUUUGGUUAGCUCAGUGGAGCUAGACUCAAGAGGCAGCAAUUGCCUAGAGCACCUGCCUUGUACAGACUUCUUAUUGAGCUGCAUUGGGAGACUCUGAUUGGACAUCCACAAAAAGUCUGGACAGGGUUAGAAGGGGAGGGCUUACAAAGGCUACAAAAAAUACAUCUGCAGCUUGUGCAAGCUGUUAUGGUAUACCCUCAAAGAAAUAUAUAAUUAAAUACAUGCAUGGUGUCAUUGUGGACAUAUCUCUUAAAUAGUGACUUUUUUUUUGUGUGUGUAUGGAGUGUCCCUUUAACAACUGACUUGUAAAAUAUAGAUCAAUGUAUUCUUUACAUGUCAAGGGGAGAUCUGCUAUUGAGCUAGCGAUCCUUUGUAGUACAAUCCGGCAUUGGGUUGGGUAAAAUCUCUAUUUCAGCAAGUCUUCAUUUCAAAGUAUGUUGAGUUUCACAGAUCAUGCCUGAGCACCAAUAAUUUGAGCAGGGCAAAAAAAUAGUUUUUUAAAAGGAAUACAUUCCACAUUAAUUAUGACCUAGCUAGAAUGUGUAGGGUUCUUUCAAUUUACAGUGAGUUGCAGUAAAUUGAAAAUCGAGUAGUGAAAUGUAGAAUAACCUCUGAUUUGAAGAAAUGUUCCAAUAUGGCUAGUUUAGAGAACAUUUAGCAAUUUUUUUUCAUUUCCAGUUCACAAUAAUUCACUGAUUAAGGAAUAAACCAUAAUUUUUACAGAGACACACCUUAGAUAUUCACUGCUUUAUAUUUUCAGUAAGUAGGAAUUGUGAAAUCUUGGCCAAAAUUUAUUCUCCUUUUGAGAUUUUUUUUUUCAGUUCUGUUAAUUAUACCUAAAAUUAUUAUUUUUUGCAUCUUCAUCACCACUUCCUGUUUAGUAAAAAAUAUACCUAAAUAUAAUGUGUAUAUAGUUUGGUGUGAUCUGCUUCCUGUACACCUGGGAAUUUGAGCCAAAACAUUAAGUCACCAUUGGAGGACUCUGAAGAGUUGUCCUAGUUUGUUUUUGAUACUCAGGAGCCAUGAAAUCCAAUGUGGACAAAGCAGGUCAACUCAAUACCCCAUCGGCACGUAGUGUAUCUGUACUUUCUCAGAAUUGAGGUUAACUUAAGUGACAGAUGAGUUGUGAUGAUAGCUGACAGUUAAGCCAAAGUUGCUAAGUAGGGAAAAAAAUUCCCAAAAGGUCAGUUUGUAGAUUUAUUUAUUUUUAUUCAGUUGGCCGUUUUGGCUUACAUCCUACGAAAUGGACAAGGUUAUUCACUAAACUCUGAAUUACAAAUGGAAAAAACAUAGUCAAAAAUAGCCAAAUUGGAAUUUCUUUCCAAAUCAGAUAUUUUCACCUCAUUUUCAGAAUUCAUUUACAGAAAGUAAUUUAAGUGAAUAACUUCAAUAACUUUCCAUAAUUUGCAUUUGUACCCCUAUUCAACCAUCAAGCAUUUCAGAUCAGUGAAGGCUUAUCUGAGGCCCUACUUCUUCAAUAAGGCUCCCACCUAUAGGACAAAUGUUUGCUUUGAUUGCUCCAGAUGGACUGACGUUGCUUUUGAUUUUACCUUCUUAUCUUCCAGCUCUGUCCAUAAGUGACAUACUUAUACUUUGUUACAGUGGUUUACACUCUCAGAUUCCUCUGUUUAUGUUCUGGAAUGACAGCAGCACUAGUUGCUCUUAUUUGCUUUUGACUAACAAAGAUCUCCAUUCAUCGCAAACGCUGCAUUCUACUCCAUGAUAACGUUUAACGCCCCUCAUAUUGAAUUAAUGCAAAUAUACUUUAAUACAUGCAAAACCUUAGCCCUAAAUCUGGUCUUUUGUAUCCUGCCCCUUGUUCAGACUUUACACAAGUAAAUUGAAGCUAUCCCAUUUUCAGGCUACUGAUACGUUAAAUCAUAUUUUUGAACAAAAAAAGGUCUAUCGUAGUCAUUUCAGCAACAUAACCUAAACAUAUCUUUGUUAUACAAUCAGCAAGGAGAAGGAUUCUCCUGAUCACAUGCUCAGAAGAGAACUUACUGAGCAUGGACAUGUUGUAAGACUGGACAGGAAGUUGGACACGAUAUUGGUUUCGUUCAUCCUAACAGGAAACAGAAUGGGAUUUUAAAUCAUAGGAUAUCUAUCCAUCUUAUGGAAUAUUUCACAUAGGUUUUUAAUGGUACAACUUUUUCUUUGUGUAGCCGAAAUGCGAAUUUGAGUUUUAUUUGAGUCAAAGUUGGUCACAAAUGUGAUAAGGAAAACCAGUUCUGUUCUAGCCUUACUUAUUUUGUGUGUGGUCUGAAAAGGUGGGCGACAUCCAACCCAUUGUUUAGGAACUGCACAUUUCUGAGAGAAGGUUAGGCAGGUAUAGUAGAUACAAUAACACUGCGCUUGUUUUGAGAAUUAGAUUACGGAGUAUUUCAUGCCUUUUUACGUGCGAUGAGUCAUUCUAAGUUCAAGAACAAAGCACAAAUGCUCAAUAGAAACAGGUUCUUUUACAUUCAACCCCAGGUUGAAAAAAACAAAACCAGGUCAACUUUUAAAGUACUUUGGGGUACACAACCUAUGACCACAGGCAUUAUUAUUAUUUAGAUUAUUGUAAAGGGACAAUAUUUUUUAAAACAGUUUGAAAUUGAGACUUAUUCUCUACACUUGGAAUUCUUUAGAGCUUUCAAGUAAAAUGUACAUAUCAGGUACUAUAUGUACCUUCCAUUUUUUUUCUUUGAAAUUUGCAAUUCCAUCUCAUAUUCUCCACAAUUCCCAAUUUAGAGAAUUACCUCAAUUGUGUAUAUGUGUUUGUGUGUGUAUGUGUGUAUAUGUAUGUAUGUAUGUAUGUAUGUAUGUAUAUAUAUAUAUAUAUAUAUAUAUAAUAUAUAUAUAUAUAUAUAUAUAUAUAUAUAUAUAUAUAUAUAUAUAUAUAUAUAUACAUAUAUAACAAUAAGAUAGCUUGGCACUCUCCUUAACAGAAUUCUAAGUAUACCUGCCUGGGUGCCAUCCACAGUGCGUCCAAUAUAUAAACAAAGAAAAAUCCAGGAUGCACUCGCAGGACUUUGUGAGAAAUAUUGUGAUUUAUUUAAAUAAUGUGCAUUCAGCAACCAAAAAACGAUGUUUCGACCCCUGCGGGUCUUUCUCAAGGUUCAAUUUUCUUUGUUUAUUUAUAUAUAUAUAUAUAUAUAUAUAUAUAUAUACAUAUAUGAAAUGUGUAUAUAUACUACUAAAUCCAUACUAAGAGCUGUCAAUGAUACAUAAUUGGGUAACUGUUCAUUUUGGGGGUGUAUUUUUCAUAUAUAUCACAGUGAUAUAUAAAAUCAGUAUAGAAAAUAAAUGAUGCACAACCCAGAGUUUGUUAAAAUUUAGCUGAAAAAAUAAUGACUCUACCCAGACAGCCAGCCAGAUAAACUUAACAAGGAGAGUCAACCAAGUUUUAAUAAGGAACAGCUCCCCAACCACAAAACUAGCGCCUUGCUUGGUACCUGAAAAGCCAAUUAAAACGCCACUUUCACGGUCUGACAGAAAAACAUCCAUUUUACGGCUGCAGCAAGUUAAAAGUGCAGGGUGGUAAAUUUAGAGCUUAUGCCGUCAUGUAAAUCAAGUUGGAACAGGUCAACGGAAGGAGUGUGGCUUCCACUAUUGGGAAGACCGACACCUUAGAACCAUAACAUGGAACACUAAUACAUACAUUGUAUUUGUUAAUGUGAUCAGCACUCUGUACAGUAGCCGUAUAAAAUGGAGCAGACAGGUUUUAUAUGGCAAGCCGGACAGUAAAGAUACACACUUAACAAGACUACACAAUGGCUUUCAGCAAAACCUGGAUCUCUGGCCAAACUUUCUUCCUUUAAUCUCACUUGGCAGAAAAAUAAAUGUGAUUUAGAUAGCACAGUAAAAUUUAACCCCUUUUUACAAUGGGACAAUAUGUUUUCUUUCUUCUUUAUUUUAUUUUUUUCAUUUAAGGGGGGGGAGGAGAAACUGUAAAUGCGUUGGGUAAACUUGAAAAGUUAAAACAUCUUGUUUUAUCAAUAUAAGUCCUCUUUACAAGGAAUCCAUUUAAACGACAAUGAUUGGUACAAACAUACAUUUGCUUUGUGGUUUGCUCACUAGACAAUGAAUUGUGAAGAAUUGAAACAAUGAAUUGCAUACUUUAGGACAAACUUAGAAACUUUGUCAAACUCUUUUUGGCAAUUCUCUUGUCCAUUUUCCUUAACUCCCAGUUCAGUGAUUAAACCUCUGUUUCACAUUUGCUUAUUACGUAUAAUAUAAUCAGAGACAUGUCUGUCUUUGUUCCCUUUUGUGUGUUGUGUUUUUAAUGUAAAUUGUAUCAUAGUGAUGCUUUAAUAAUCCUGUAAUGUUUCAGAUCCCUUGAGCUUUUAUUUGGUAAUUAUGUAAAUUAUUAUUAUUAUUAUUAUUAUGAUAUUUAUUUAGUGCCAUCAAAUUCCGCAGCGCUUUACAAUGGGUGGACGAACAGACGUGUAGUUGUAACCAGAGAAGUUGGACAUACAGGAACAAAGGGGUUGAGGGCCCUGCUCAAUGAGCUUACAUGCUAGAGGGAGUGGGGUAAAAUUACACAAAGGUAAGGAUAGUAUUGGACUAGUGACAGUUGCAGAAGAGGAAUCAGUCGGGAGCUAUUAACAGUUUAAUUGAUACGCUUUUAUGAAGAAGUGGGUUUUUAAUGAUUUUUUGAAGGAGUGGAGACUGGGUGAGCUUCUAACGGAGGAGGGAAGCGAGUUCCACAGGAACGGUGCAGCCCUCGAGAAAUCCUGAAGGCGAGCAUCAGAGGUGGGAGUACGGGCAGAAGAUACACGUAAAUGAAUCAGACAACACAGAACAUGACACAUGGGGGGGACUAUUAAUAAAUUGGAAAGUGUAAAGUGUGGGUGGAGAAAAGACAUAUCACACAGUGAUAUAAACGCUCUGACAUAUGAUGACCCAUGACUUAUUGCUAUAUGAGUGUGAGCACACAUGGUGCCCAUAACUCUUCAGUUACCAUGAUAUUUGUUUCAAUAUUAUGCAUUAAAGCUCUGUUAUACUGUUUGUCACAUGAACAAAUAGAGGCAAAAAAAGCUUUUCCCACUUGACUGGUGACUAAUUACUACAUGAUCAUGAAACUAGUAAGACAGGGAGAAGAUUUUUUUUGUGUGUGCAUUUUACUGAUACAACUAUUAGUACUUUUUUGUUUGUUUGACUUUGUUUUUGUUUUUACUCUGUGUUAAAACACUCUCUUUCUGAGGCGGCAUGGAGGGCAUUCAGCCUGUGACAUGCAUACAUCACUUAGCCAUGCUAAAACAAAUAUUUUUGCUAUAAAAAUAUUAAAUUCCAUUUUUGUUACCUGUUCUCUGACACUUAUUUUCAAGUCAUUCCUUGCAAGGAAACCUGUUCCAUUAUGAUGCACUUUGAAUGGAUUUCAAAAUCUAUAUUCCUGUAUACCUUGUUUUUAGAAUUAUUGUGGUGUCCUUUAAAAAAAAAAAAAAAAAAAAAAUUUCCCAUACAGUUCACCUUUUCUUCCCCUAAACUACUAAUUGUGGAGAAUUGACAAGGAGAACUGCACAUUUUAGGCAAAAUAACUAGUUUGAAUAUCAGACAUGGAGUUGCAUAUCCCUUGUUGGUUCUCCAAAGUUCUCAGUUUAGUACAUUAACCCCUUUGUGUUUAUCACUUGCAUCAUUAUAGUUUGCUGUAGUACAUGUUGGCUACACUGUUGUGUUUGUUGUUGAUGUUGUAAUUCCUCUCAAACUGUUUUAACGGCUAUGGAAAAUGUAUUGAUUAAUAAUAGAAAGGGAUGUCUUUUCAGGGAUCUCUAAUCAUGCAGCACUAUGGGAUGAAUGGUUAUUCUCUGCAUGCCAUGAACUCACUCAGCGCAAUGUAUAACCUACACCAACAAGCAGCACAGCAGGCACAGCAUGCCCCAGACUACAGACCAUCUGUCCACGCACUUACACUGGCAGAGAGACUUGCUGGUAAGGACAACUAUGAGCCAAUCUAUUUGGUGUGUUAACAAUGCCUGAAUGAUACGUUUAAAUGCUUGUGUAACAAACAGCUUGAGGACAAAAGGAAUUGCAGUCAGGGAUAUUCCCUAAACCAGGAAUUGCUGGAAAUGGUAACAGGGAACUGCACUUCUGUCCAACGUAACUAAGAUUUAAAAAAAUAAAUUAUAUUAUUUUCUAAUUUAAACAUUUGAUCAAAAUUCUGCCAAGACAGUUUUAUAUGUUCAGUAGUUUUGUAAACCAUUAAAUAUAGAAUUACAAAAUAAAUGCAAGGAGUUAUAAUGUAUUUAUGAAGAAUUCCUUUUGUGUAGUUCCGUUUUCAGACGUCAUUAUAGGUCCUUGUUUUAAAAAUUUCAAGGUUCUAGUUUGUGCUUGUUGCUGUCAUGAGACAUAACACGCUUGUAAUGGCCACCAACGUCAAGCUAUAGACAUAUCUGGAAGAGUCACUGUGUCAAGGUUAUACGUGUCCUAGACUGCAUGGACACAUUUUGAAAUGUUGAAAAAUGGCUUUAUUUUUAUAGUUAAAUACACAAAAUAACAUCAACAUGUUUUUAACUAGGAAUAUUACACUUCACGUUGAUAGCUUCCAAAUAUGAGCAGGAGUAUGUUGUUACUCAACUCAAUAGUAGUUAAAUUAUUGACCUUUGAAUGAUGAAAUAAUGGGUUGACCUUGGUGAUCUCACUGGCUCCCAAUUUUGAUUCCUUAUUUUUAAUUCCAAUAGCCUCACUACCUGUGAUCUUCUCUUAUCUUUUAUUCCUGCUUGGAUUCCUCCCCCCCACCACCCCUCAGUUUAUCUCCAAGCAUUCUUCAACUGUCAUAAUCAAACAUUUAUACUAAAAUGGUCUUCUUGGUAUAGACUCUGUUCUGAGGUCAUUCACCACUGUAGAUACCUGUGUCCAGGUACUGAAUGCUCACUAAACAUGUGCAAAAAUUAGUUUGAAAUGAUUUGUCCAAAGACAAGUUCUGGUAAUCACGGAAAAAAUCGGUUCCAAAUCUUUUUCACCUGUAGUUUUACCUGUGGAGUCUACAGAUUAUAUUUAUUUGGAUUCUGUUUGUUCCUGUAUUGAUUUAACAGGAAUUUUAUUCAGGCGAAAUGCUUCAAAUACAUUGUGCAGGACGCUGAGAGAAGUUAGUUUAUCUUUUUUCUAAUACAACAAACCCCAAACUUUAGCUGUCCUUAAAAUUCAAUCACCUUGACCAAGCACUUUCUAAAUGUAAAAAAAAUAUUGGGUAAAUAAAAUGUUUGGAAAAGUGCUAGGCCAUAUUGGUUCCCAAGAACAUCUGGAUUUUAUGUGUUUGCUGUAUUCUUCAUCCUAGCUCCAUUUAAUGCUAUAUAUUAUAUUCUUCUCCAUCUUCAAAUCUUCCUUUUCUUAAUGCCCUCUUAUCCAUUCUGCCCUAUUUUAUCUCCUUGCAACCGUGUGAGAAAUGAUGUUCCCAUUCCCACUCACGGUUCUAAUUUAGAAUGUUUAGGUGUACAGGCACUUACCAUACAACAAAGUUGUAAAUAUAUUUUAUACCUUGGAAUAAUGGUUAAUGACAGACAGACGAUACAUUGUUUUUUAUCUCCCAGCAAAAAAAAUGGGUAAUGCAUAUAUGUGUACAUAGCAAUGCAUACCUUUUCCAAUAAUUAAAUUUGCCCUAUUUUAUCUUCCAACGGCUGUACAUUUCAAGACAUUAUCCUAGAAGCCCGUUAUGGAUCCCAGCACCGCAAACAGAGAAGGAGUCGCACUGCGUUCACGGCACAGCAGCUGGAAGCUCUGGAGAAGACCUUCCAGAAAACUCACUAUCCUGAUGUGGUGAUGAGGGAGAGGCUUGCCAUGUGCACCAACCUCCCAGAAGCUCGAGUACAGGUAAUUGCAGACCCAUAGCACUAUUUUCUUCAGUAACAGAAAAUAAACAGGAAAAGUGUUUUUGUGCAAGUAAAAUGUCCAAUAAAUUGCUUAAAUUGUUUAGUGUGGGGGUUACCAAAAUCUCAAGCCUUAUAGAUACCAAAUAAUAGACAUGUGGAAUUUGUUUUGUUCCGAAUGUACAUUCAGACAAAUUUCGUGAAAUUCGGACAUUCGGAUGCUUACGAAUGUCCGAAGUCUGAAUUGCCGAAUUUCUGAAGUGCAAACUGAACCUAAUUGCCAAAGGCCCGAAUUGCUAAAGUCCCGAAUUGUGUUAGGGUUUAGGGGCUAGGGUCCGAGUUACUGAAGUUCCGAAUUGCCAAAGUCCCUAAUUUUGAUGUGCCGAACCAAACCGAAUGCCUUUGGUCCGAAUUGCCGAAGCAGACACAUUUUUUUUUCUUACCUGAAUUUCCAAACCGAACCAAAUUUUUUGCCCGUGCACAUCCCUACCAAAUAAUUAAAGUUCAAGAUCUACUGAUGGGCCACCUUUUGGCUACUCCUGCUGUAGCAUUCUGCUCUGAACUGUUUUCAUUCUCUUCCAUGUUUGCUGUCUAGUUCAUAAUUUUUCUAGAACAAGCCCUUCUCUACAGUUUUGCCUUUUGCAUUGCAGAUUGUACUCUUUUGGGCUUUGAGAAAGGGUCAUUAUAGGUCUAUUAUUAACCCACCUUCACUCAAUUCUACUUUAUUCCCUAGACUUCAGAUUUACAAAACCCUCCCUUCCUUGUAAACUCUGCUCUUUAAAGUAAAGAUUAAAAUAAUUACAUUUUCUGUUUAAAAGGGAGGAGAGCUUUUUCAUACACAUACCAUUUGAAGGGGACAUCUGGUAAACCCACCUCAGACUUACAUCUGCUGGAAGAAAAAAGUUUGACCCAACCACUAAAUUAUCAAAUGCAUUGUAAAUACAUGCAUGUAAACAUUAUUUAUACUAAUAGCAGCAAGAAUUUAAGCAAAUAUCCGGACAAUUAGUGAUGUGCAAAUGAUUUACCUUAACAUGACAAACCAUUAUAGAUACGAGUAUAAAACACGAUUUAAAUAAGAUUUUGCCUUAUCUAUUCCAUAGGUUUGGUUUAAGAACAGAAGAGCCAAGUUUCGUAAGAAGCAGAGAAGUCUUCAGAAAGAGCAGUUGCAGAAACAGAAGGACUCAGAAGUGAGCAGCAACAGUGAGAGCAAGGUUGACUCCGCCCCUGCGGAUCCUGCAACACCCAGCCAUGACUCCAAGAAACCUUACAGCUCAGUGACUGAUACUAGCGCUGACCUUAACCUCACCCUCUCUGAACAGUCUGCAGGUGAAUCUGCAGGAGAAGAGCAGACCGACAAGGAGGAAGAGCCCAAAACACCACAUGCAGAACCCAAGAUAGAGAAAAUUCAAACCCCAGACACCAAGAUUUUAAAUUGCAAGAGAGCAAGCCCCAAAUCAGGUGAGUCUAAACCCCUUCUGAUGAAAUCUUCUGAAUCAUAUAUGUCUUUUUACACAACAGAGAUGGAGAACACAUAAUAUAAACUAGUUUGUUACCUUGGGGAUGGGGGGGAUUUUAUGCCUGCAUAUUAAAAUCACCCCAUGUCUGCACGUUAUUCCUUGUUCUUCACCUACAUUUCUUUUGUAAUAUAGCAUCUAACAGGACAGUGCCUGACAUAUUUAUAAAGUCACCGAAGAGUGAAUUAUUGGGAAUUCAAAGUGAAUUUAAUUUUUUAAGCCAAAACAGCCCAUCCAAAAAUAUAGUUGACUUGGAGAAUUUAUCUAAUUCGGCUAUUUUUGCGUAUAAUUUGAAGUUGACUUUGAACUCGCUAUAGAUUUGCAACAAUUAACACAUUUGUGUCCCAGAACUAUAUUUGACAUUAAUAACAUAAAGACAGAGAGCUGAUUGUAAACUGAUUGUUUGCAAAAAUAAAUAAAGGGAUUGUAAAGAUUGGUUUCAAUAAUCACCUUUAAAAAAAUUUUUUUAAAAAUGACUGAAAGUGGUAUUCACCUGAUUGGGUAAUUUAUUGGUAAUUUAAAUAAGGUAAAAUAUUAAACAUGAAAUCACAUUAAUGAUGAAUUCUGACAGUAAUCCUAAUAUUACAAAUUCCGAAUCCGCAUUUUUAUUUUAAAUUUUAUUAACUGUCUUUUUAGCCACUUUGUAGUAAUGUACUACUGCUAAACAAUUUUGAAAAAAAAGCAUUUUAUAAAUAAUUAUUUUCUGAAACGCUGAAUUUAUUUUUAUUGCAGAAUCGCCAGUCAGUGCCACAAUGACGCCUUCAUCCAGCAGUUGUCUCACCCCAACCCAUUCUUAUUCAUCUUCCCCUCUCAGCCUGUUUCGCUUACAGGAACAAUUCCGCCAGCAUAUGGCAGCCACCAACAACUUGGUCCAUUACUCGUCCUUUGACAUGGCUAGUCCUCCAGCAGUGCCCUACUUGGGAAUGAAUGUCAGUAUGGCUCCACUGAGUUCCCUCCACUGUCAGUCCUAUUACCAGUCACUGUCCCAUGCUCAGCAAGUGUGGUCUUCUCCCAUCCUCCAAACACCAGGAGGCCUCCCAAGCCUUAACAGCAAAACAACUAGUAUUGAGAACUUAAGGCUCAGAGCAAAGCAACAUGCUGCUUCCUUGGGACUUGACACUCUUCCUAACUGACUUCAAAACAUUGGCCAAUAGAUGCUACAUUUAGAUGAGUGGCUACCAAAUGUUUCAGUUCAAUUCAUUUCUUUUUCAUGUAGUGAAAACAGUUGCAAGCAUCUUGAACGCAUUGCUUCCAAACAUAAAUAGGUCAUGUUUGUCAAGGAAUGAUCAACUGGUUUUAUUCUAAUAACAGAUAUAGAUUAAUUAAAUUGUUGUCAAAUUGUAACAUCUUUGUACUGUGAGUAAACAAUGAUCAGAAGAGGGCUUGUAGACAAUAUUAUCUAUCUGUUGGCUAGGUUAUCUUUCUAAAACACCCUGAGGACCACGUGAGCAAACAUCUUUCACAACCACACAGAUCUUGAAGAACAUUGCGAUGGAUGUAUCUGUGAUGCCUGAUUUACAAUAUUUAACCUACAGGGACAUUCUGCUAAGGUCCAUUGUAAGAAAUAAGUGUGUAUGAGUGCGGGGGAAGGGGUAAACAGAGCAGGAUUACCUUUGAGGUGCCCCUCUGCAGUCGCGUAGGGCCCAUGAGUUAGACAGGUGCCCUGGAACCAUACAUUUGGUUGGCCCCAUUAAACUUUCCUUGUGCAGAAUGAAGGGGGAUGCCCAUACUGGUAACCUGCCUAGGUCCUGUUGGAAUUGUAAUCCUUCUCUUGGGGGUAAAAGAUUAGCUACAUCAUUUUGUUGAUCAAUCCAUUUGAAUCAUGCCACACAUAUUUAGCAUGUGCCAGCCUACACCUUAAAAAAAAAAAAAGAAAAAAAGAAAUGCCAAAAUAAUUUUGCAUUUCUGGUUUGGUGUUUCUAAGCGUACAUUUAGUAUUGCUGAUAUCCUGGAGAUUAUUUAGAAAGAACAAGAAUAAUAUAAAAACAGAGUGGUUUAUCGUGUCUGAAUUCUCUUUCAUUUAUUAAUGUCUCGGUAUAACACCUUGGCAUAGCAAUACGUAUGAAGAGAAUGUGUUGUUACCACAACUUUCCUGCCAUGGGUUGGCAUCUGUGCCAGGAACUUUGUGUUGGGAACUGUUGGUUUAUAAAAUCUAUAAAACUCUGAAAAUUAAUCAUAACGCAAUAUCUCUGUGAUGUAUCUGGUUUCAUAAACAGAUGAUAACAUUGCCUUCACCGAAUGACAUAAAUCUCACAUGCUAGAACUACGUUUAAAUGUUUGUAUUAGAAAGUCAGUGGAUUUUUGGGCUGAUUAGGCAGUAAAAGCAGUAAUAGUGUGAAUAUUUUUCCGUGAUGAGGAUGUUGGCUAUUGACCCAUUUUUUCAAAGUAUAGAUAAGAAUAAAAACUCUACACAGAAUACAAAUAAUUAGUGCAGAAGGUAUAUUUUUACAAGAGGUCACCCUUAGUUUAAGACGGCAAAUCAGUUGGUAUUCAAACAAAGAUUAAAUAUAAAUGUAUUGAUAAAACUACAUCUACAUUACAGAAAUAAUACAUGUGUUUCAUAAUGAAUGCUUUUUAUGAAUUGUUAGUAAUAGAACACCACCUAGCGGGAUAUUUCCAUGCAAUCACAUUACUCAAAGGAAGUCCACAUUAAGAUAUUGACCGAAUAGCAAUAGAAUUGUCUGGACAGCUCAACAGAAUUUAGGCAAUUCCCCAGCUAAUGACUUUCAGGCACGAUCUAUGGCCAUAAUUCUGUUGGCUUGGCACGGUGACUUAUCUAGUUUCGCAACAGUUAAAGGACCUCACAUAGUCCAGCUAUGGUAACUUUAUAUCCUCCUGUAUGGUCAAGAUUGUGAUCCUUCAUAAAAUGAAAUGAUAAACAAUACUCCCAUUUCUAUGUAGGGAUUUAUUUAUAUCUAGCUUGAAUAAACCAGGCUUUGAUAAAUUCCAGUAUAUUGGAAACUGUUUACUUCUGGUUAAUUUCAUUUGUUCUCAGCUCUAAUUUUUCAUGAGAACUUAAACAAUAUCACAAUGUACUUUCAGUUUCAAAUCUGGUGGUUUUAGUAAACAUUUAAAAGAUCAAAAAUAGUGUAUGUCAACUUGGUACCUCUUCUCCUCCAUGCGAUUUCAUCAUUAAUGUCCCCUAAUUACAUUACUUCAUGUAUUCCUACAUUUAUUACUUUCACUACUGAGUCCAAGAAUUACAACUAAGUUAUCAUGAUCAAUAUCUGUGAGUUGUGUGCAACACCAUACUAUAUGUUGGAAUCUGAAUAGUCACUACCUCAAAAUUUGCAUGGGAAGCCUUAGACUCCAAGGACGGACUGAUAGAUCAAAGGAAAUUUAGAAUUUUUUUUUAAAUCUCGUUGAUGGGCAUAGGAGUGUGGUCUGGACCUCCAGUGGCACGGAACAGUUCUGCACAGCUUCCUCCAUAAUUAUCUAGAAUCAUUUUGGAAAUGCCAUGUAGGAAAUGGAGUCAGCGUGCUUUAUAUCUGAUAUCAAAAUGUAGUGGCUAUAGUGGCUAGAUUACCCUUUCAAUAGGUGAUUCUUGUAUAAAAUAAUCCAGGGCAGCACUGCCUACAUUACAGGCCCACAAUGUACAUUUUCAAUUUCCCUUUUUUUAAAGGAGAAAUUUAGUCAACUAAUGUGUAGAUUUUAGAUGUUUAUUAAUGCACUCUGACUGCUAAACAUUGGUGAUUGCCCCUUUAAAGUCUGAAUGCAACUGCAUCACAGUCAUGUACAAAUUGCCCCUUUAAACACUAAAUGCAAUGUAUCUUGGUUAUGUACAAAGUGUAAAAAUGCUGUCAUUUCUCUGAAAUAAAUCCCCGCUUGUAUAUAGGUAAAUGGUUGAAAUGUCCUUUGUGUGUUAUAUGUCAGUGUUGCUUCCCAGAUUGUGUCACUUUCGACCUGAGUUAGGUUCGGCUCUGUCUGAUUGGCUUGUAAUAUACCACGGAGCGAUGGCCUGAGGCUGCGAGCAAGGGCAGAGGUUACUUUGUUUUAAUGUAUUACUAAACCUCCACUGGCUCAAUCAUGAAUCAGGUCACUAUAUUUUAGGGGGAAACAUUGAGGUCAAUGUUGCAAAGGACAGGCAGUAUUUAACUCUUAAAGAACCCAUUUAACUUUUAUUAGUCAGGCAAUAGCUUUCUCAAGGCACAUUUUAAUAUUCUUUUAAAAUGUAAAGUGUCAUUUUUAAAGGUACAGAACUGGGUUAUAAAUAAAAUCACCUACUUUGCUAUUUAAUUCGGCAUUCUCUGCCUCCAUCUAAGUGCUAUCCCUGGUCUAAUAAUACAGACAACUUUUAUUGUAUCGAGAAUGAAAUAAUUCUAUUUAGUACCAUACAUACGUAGAUGGUUUUCUGCCAUAAAAGCAAAAUACCCUUUAAUUGCUGUAUUGCUGAAAAAGUAUUUAGAUGUUGUUUUGACGACCAUAUAGUAACAAGUAUUUUCACCUGUGUCUAUUAGCCGUCUGAUAAAAACAAACAUUGUGCUUUUUGUUUUGGUUUUUUUUAUGACUUUGCUUCCGCAUAACUUUGACACAAGGUUAAAAAAAAAUCUGGGAGAUUAUACUCACACACUGGUGUGCAUUGCCGGGACUUCGAAGUGAAUUUAAAAUGUUUACAUAACAAUUUCCAGUCUGAAAACAUAGCUGAAUUGGAGAAAAUGAAAGAAACGAAAUAUACAAUAAAUUUCAUACUAAACACAAU
Messenger RNA from Pelobates cultripes (western spadefoot toad), 24699 nucleotides. The record is from the annotation of a GenBank genome assembly. Lineage: Eukaryota; Metazoa; Chordata; Amphibia; Anura; Pelobatidae.